AAGGAAACAGAUUGCCCCAAGGCGCUAUUUUCAUUUCCUCAUGGGAGGAAGAAGCAUAGCAGAGAAGAAAGGCAGACACAAGACACUGUACCUCUGCCACCAUGGGGAACUGGGCUGUGAAUGAGGGACUCUCCAUCUUUGUCAUUCUGGUAUGGCUGGGGUUGAACGUCUUCCUCUUUGUCUGGUACUACAAGGUUUAUGAUGAUCCACCGAAAUUCUUUUACACUCGAAAACUUCUUGGGUCAGCACUGGCGUUGGCCAGGGCCCCUGCAGCCUGCCUGAAUUUCAACUGCAUGCUGAUCCUGCUGCCCGUCUGUCGAAAUCUGCUCUCCUUCCUCAGGGGUUCCAGUGCGUGCUGCUCAACAAGAAUUCGAAGACAACUGGACAGGAACCUCACCUUUCAUAAAAUGGUGGCAUGGAUGAUUGCACUUCACACUGCGAUUCACACCAUUGCACAUCUAUUUAACGUGGAGUGGUGUGUGAAUGCCCGAGUCAACAAUUCUGAUCCUUAUUCAAUAGCACUCUCUGACAUUGGAGAUAAGCCUGGUGAAACUUACCUCAAUUUUGCUCGAGAUAGAAUCAAGAAUCCUGCAGGAGGCCUGUACGUGGCUGUGACUCGGUUGGCAGGCAUCACUGGAAUUGUCAUCACAUUGUGCCUCAUAUUAAUUAUCACCUCCUCCACCAAAACCAUCCGGAGGUCUUAUUUUGAAGUGUUUUGGUACACACAUCAUCUUUUUGUGAUCUUCUUCAUUGGUCUCGCCAUUCAUGGAGCUGAGCGAAUUGUACGUGGGCAGACUCCAAAGAGUUUGGAUGAGCACAAUCCAAAAUUAUGUUAUCAAAACAUCUCAGAUUGGGGAAAAAUAAAGGGAUGCCCAGUCCCGCAGUUCUAUGGGAAUCCUCCUAUGACUUGGAAAUGGAUAGUGGGUCCCAUGUUCCUUUAUCUCUGUGAGAGGUUGGUACGGUUUUGGCGAUCUCAACAGAAAGUGGUCAUCACCAAGGUGGUCACUCACCCUUUCAAAACCAUCGAGUUACAGAUGAAGAAGAAGGGAUUCAAGAUGGAGGUGGGACAAUACAUUUUUGUCAAGUGCCCCAAGGUGUCCAAGCUGGAGUGGCACCCUUUCACAUUGACCUCCGCCCCUGAGGAAGACUUCUUUAGCAUCCAUAUCCGCAUCGUGGGGGACUGGACAGAGGGACUAUUCAAUGCCUGUGGCUGUGAUAAGCAAGAGUUUCAAGAUGCCUGGAAAUUACCUAAGAUAGCGGUUGAUGGGCCCUUUGGCACAGCCAGUGAAGAUGUGUUCAGCUAUGAGGUGGUGAUGUUAGUGGGAGCAGGGAUUGGGGUCACACCCUUCGCAUCCAUUCUCAAGUCAGUCUGGUACAAAUACUGCAAUAAUGCCACCAAUCUGAGGCUCAAAAAGAUCUACUUCUACUGGCUGUGCCGGGACACACAUGCCUUUGAGUGGUUUGCAGACUUGCUGCAGCUGCUGGAGACCCAGAUGCAGGAGAGGAACAAUGCCGGCUUCCUCAGCUAUAAUAUCUACCUCACCGGCUGGGACGAGUCUCAGGCUAAUCACUUUGCUGUGCACCAUGAUGAGGAGAAAGACGUGAUCACAGGCCUGAAACAAAAGACUUUGUAUGGACGGCCCAACUGGGAUAAUGAGUUCAAGACAAUUGCGAGUCAACACCCAAAUACCAGAAUAGGAGUUUUCCUCUGCGGACCUGAAGCCUUGGCUGAAACCCUCAGUAAACAAAGCAUCUCCAACUCCGAGUCUGGUCCCCGGGGAGUGCAUUUCAUUUUCAAUAAGGAAAACUUCUAAUCAGUCUCUUCCAUGAGGAAAUCAAUGUGGGUUAUUCUGCCAGACGCCCAAAUAAUGCUAGUUGAUAAUGUAGGUCCCCACCCCCACGCCCGUCCUUUAAAACAAAAUGGAGGAAAAGAAACUAUACUAUGAAGAUUUUCCCUGAAAGGAAUGUCAAAGAUUGUUCGAUAGUGAUAAUUUGCAUUUGUAUGGGACUUUAUGGUUUUCAGAGCACUUUUACAAACAUUCCUCAUAGUCAUACUAGAGAAAGGUAGGGCAAGGAUUCCUGGGCUCAGUUUUUAGGGUAAGGCAAAAAUGGAGACUCCAAAUGGUGAAGUAACUUCCCAAAGGUUAUGAAGCUGAGAGGCACCUAGGCCGUCUGACUACAGGUUUGGUAGUCCUUCCACAAUACCAGGCUGCCUGGAAUAUAGGUUUGUAUAGUCCCCAAAAGAAGAAGCAAACCGAGGAGUAACUACUCAUUUUCCAUUUUGUGUCAUCUUUGUUCUCAUUAUUGUCAUAUUGAAGGACAUUUUCCAGAUAGAUAAGAGGUAACAUAUGGGAAGAGUGAUUUGACACAAUAGUGACAGGAUUGACAUUUGAGCAUACUCCAGUUUCCCAAUACAGCCAACUAACUGUGUCAGAGAUUCUUCUAACAAAAGAAUAUUAAAGUGGGAUUAAUGUAUUACCCAGCAAUUAUAAUCAUGCUUGGCAAAGAGUGGAUACUCAAUGAACAUUUGUUGAAUGAAUAAGUGAAAAGACAUUUAGAACAUACAAUGCCAGGGUAGAACUAAUUUAAAGCCUGAAACAGAAUUAUCUAAGGAAGUAACCUCUGUUAUUCUUAUAGGCCAAAGGAACCCGAUUCUGCUAAGGGUAGAAAACAAGCUAAUGAGAGUAACCAAUAAGAUGUCCUGGAGUCCCUCCCAUUAUGUGAAGCAUGGAGGAAAGGGAGAUGGAGGCAGAGAACUGACCUCCUACCAUAACUGGCUGGCACCUCUAGUCCUGCAGUUUGAAGGAAAUGCAAACUGAUUUACAGCCUGAAAGGGUCUCCUCCAGCCAGCACUUGUGAAUUUGAAAUUAAGAAUUGUGAUAAAUAGGUAUCUGAUAUGCCCAUUUACUUUAAAUAGCAUCCACCCCUUAUUUUACUUAAACACACACACACACACACACACACACACACACACACACACACACACACACACACUGGAUCUUAUUUGCGUCACUAAUGGUUUAUUGCUUUAUAACCAUCAGCAGCAGCAGCAGCAGCAGUAUCAUCAUGAAAUUUAUAUUUCUGGAAACUAAAAUCCUCAGCCUACUGUGUAGGUAUUGAAUUCACACCCAAUAGAACGUUCUGGAUAUCUAUGAGUUCAAAAGAGAGUCUCUACAUCACUGUUAGUAUGACUAGAAACAGUUUUUUUUUUUCUUAUAACAGCUCUUAUUUCUGGAAACUAAAAACAGUUUUAUUGGCCUCACUCUCUGGAGCCAAUAGAUAUUUAGAAUUAUUCAACUUCAGUAAUGAGGAAAAAAGAGAAGAAAGCAGGGGGAAGGGCAGAAGAUUGGGUUAGGAAAGGGGCAAGAAGGGGGGAAAGAAUAGAAGGAGAGUGAGAGAAAGCAAAAAAGGCAAAAGAGAAGGGUAGGGAAAGGGGGUCUCAUAUUGGUCAGUUUCUACCCCAGACUUCUUACAGUCUUGUAUGUAUCGAAUGUAGUUGGAGGAGGCAUACAUAUAUUCUUUUUAUUUUGAUUAUACAUGGUAUUGAAUCUGAAAUUCUGGUCACAAAUUUUUCUGCUGAGUGGUCAUAUUCAGGGGACCGAGAUAAACUAGUAAACUCGGUUAUUCCUUUGGGCUCUCAGGAUGGCCAGGGCACUGACAAGUCAAGCUUGCUGCUGGAAUCUCACCUCUCAAACCAUCCCAGGAAGGUUUCCACUUAGAAACACUUAAGUCCAGCCUGUUCACACUGCGCCCCAAGUAUCAGUUCAUUCAUUCAACAAAUUUUUAUUGAGCUAUUUCUUUGACUCUGGUUCUGUGUUCAUAGUUUCAAUUCUCGACACCAAAGUGUGAGCAAGAUGGGGAAUCACAGUUAUAAAAAGUCGGGGAAUCUUGGCCCUCACUAACCUCUGUGGCAUAAAUAAAACCAACUCAGUUUGUUGCUCUGAAAAUGUUUUUGCAGGGUUUGUCCCUUUGACACCAACAUGGUUACCAAAAUAGAGAUAUAUGCCCCGUGUUAUCUUGGUUCUGAGAUGAAAAAUAAGUGUAAAAGUGCUUGUCAUUAUGAGAGUGCCUUCUUCAUGCUUCUCCCAAGCCGCUGCGUAGCUUUGCUAGCAUUUAGUAUUUAGCAUUUACUAACAGAUACUGAGAGGAUGACUAAACAUUGUUUUAAUCUCAAGGCUAUGAAGGUUUUCCUUAGUCCUCCUGCCUUUGCAAUAUUGCAUUUAUAAAAUUUGUAUACUUGUAGGUGUGGUAUGUGAAUAGUCCUAAGGGUCCCUAGGAGACCGUUCUUAGGAAGAACUAUUAAAACUGUACUCAACUAUUAAAAUUAAUGAGCUCUG
Molecule: messenger RNA, 4337 nt
Organism: Rhinolophus ferrumequinum (greater horseshoe bat)
Lineage: Eukaryota; Metazoa; Chordata; Mammalia; Chiroptera; Rhinolophidae
Gene: CYBB
Product: cytochrome b-245 heavy chain
Exons: 13
Coding region: 102-1814 (570 amino acids)
Biological process (GO): superoxide anion generation; defense response
Cellular component (GO): NADPH oxidase complex; plasma membrane
Molecular function (GO): superoxide-generating NAD(P)H oxidase activity
Source: RefSeq, a predicted model, not a curated record